GAUAAGUACGUGUGGUAGAGUGGAACUUUGCCAUCUGCACCAUUUUAAUUAACUCUUUCUCCUUAUCAAGUAACCUUCCCUCUGCUUCCAGCCCCUUCAUUCCAAACCUCUCUUUUUUUGCUCAUAAAAGAUCAAUGGCAUCUUGGUUGUUGGGAACGUCUAGGAUCUUAACUCAUCAUAAACACCUUCACAAAACCCUCCCCUCCUUCUUCUUAGCUUCUUCUUCUUCACCCUUCUCACGUCAUGAAUCCACCAAAGCUCAGGCACAAUUGGAAAUAUUGGACCAUGAUGUCACCGGCGAUUACUCUACUCAGGUGAUUGAUUUUCCAGGAGGAAAAGUUGGAUUUACUUCUGAAAUGAAAUUUAUUUCCGAGUCUGCUCAGAAAAGGGUGCCCUGUUAUCGUGUUCUUGAUGAUAAUGGCCAGCUCCUUCAAUACAGCAACUAUGUACAGAUUAGCAAGGAAAUUGCUGUGAAGAUGUAUUCUGACAUGGUCACUCUUCAAACUAUGGACAGCGUACUCUAUGAAGUGCAGAGGCAAGGUAGAAUUUCCUUCUACCUCACCUCAAUGGGGGAAGAAGUAGUUAACAUUGCAUCCGCAGCUGCACUUUCUCCUGAUGAUGUCAUAUUGCCUCAGUACCGGGAACCUGGAGUUCUAUUGUGGCGUGGUUUUACACUGCAACAAUUUGUUCAUCAAUGCUUUGGAAACACACAUGAUUUUGGGAAAGGCAGGCAAAUGCCUAUACAUUAUGGCUCUAACAAGCUCAAUUACUUCACAGUGUCAUCCCCCAUUGCAACACAACUUCCUCAAGCUGUAGGCGCUGCUUAUUCCCUUAAAAUGGAUGGGAAAAGUGCAUGUGCUGUCACUUAUUGUGGGGAUGGUAGUACCAGUGAGGGAGAUUUUCAUGCAGCUAUGAAUUUUGCAGCAGUAAUGGAUGCCCCUGUUGUUUUCAUCUGUCGUAACAAUGGAUGGGCCAUUAGCACACCUGUAGAAGAACAAUUUCGAAGUGAUGGCAUUGUAGUCAAAUGUAAAGCUUAUGGCACCUGGGGUAUCAGAGUAGACGGAAAUGAUGCUCUUGCUGUUUAUAGCGCGGUUCACACUGCUAGAGAAAUAGCUAUAAGAGAAAAAAGACCAGUUUUAAUUGAGGCUCUCACUUAUAGAGUAGGACAUCACUCUACAUCUGAUGAUUCAACUAAGUACCGGCCAAUUGAUGAGAUUGAAUAUUGGAAGAUGGAAAGGAAUCCUGUGAAUAGAUUCAAAAGAUGGGUAGAAGGGAAUGGUUGGUGGAGUGACAAAGAUGAAUUGGAGCUUAGAAGCGGUAUUAGGAAGCAGCUAGUGCAAGCGAUUCAGGUGGCAGAGAAAGCACAAAAGCCUCCACUUGAGGACAUGUUUAAUGAUGUCUAUGACCAAAUACCAUCAAACCUUCAUGAGCAAGAGAGACUACUUAGAAAUACCAUCGAGAAGCAUCCCAAAGAUUAUCCUUCUGAUGUUCCAUUGUAGAUAUUGUCAAUUCAAACAAGAAAUUGUACUAAAUCUGAUUAUCAAAAUGUAUAAAGGGAUCGGAUUUUCUUAUGUAAUGGUAUCUUCUAUUUUGAAGCUUCCAAUGACUUUCACAAUUAAAUUAGUUUCUCGUGGAGAA
This is a messenger RNA of Cajanus cajan (pigeon pea), 1638 nucleotides long. Its product is annotated as 2-oxoisovalerate dehydrogenase subunit alpha 2, mitochondrial. Gene Ontology annotation, molecular function: oxidoreductase activity, acting on the aldehyde or oxo group of donors, disulfide as acceptor. The record is from RefSeq and is a predicted model, not a curated record. NCBI's taxonomy places the organism in Eukaryota, Viridiplantae, Streptophyta, Magnoliopsida, Fabales, Fabaceae. Gene Ontology annotation, biological process: branched-chain amino acid catabolic process. Gene Ontology annotation, cellular component: oxoglutarate dehydrogenase complex.